AUGGAAUGGGAAAACCACACCAUUCUGGUGGAAUUUUUUCUGAAGGGACUUUCUGGUCACCAAAGGCUUGAGUUGCUCUUUUCUGUGCUAAUCUUCAUAAUGUAUCUGGCCGUCCUUCUGGGGAAUGGUACUCUCAUUUUAAUCAGCAUCUUGGAUCCUCACCUUCACACCCCUAUGUACUUCUUUCUGGGGAGCCUCUCCUUCUUGGACAUCUGCUACACCACCACCUCUAUUCCCUCCACGCUGGUGAGCUUCCUUUCAGAAAGAAAAACCAUUUCCCUUUCUGGCUGUGCAGUGCAGAUGUUCCUUGGCUUGGCCAUGGGGACAACAGAGUGUGUGCUUCUGGGCAUGAUGGCCUGUGACCACUAUGUGGCUAUCUGCAACCCUCUGAGAUUUCCCAUCAUCGUGAACAAGGAUGCCUAUAUAUCCAUGGCAGCUGGGUCCUGGAUCAUAGGAACUGUUAAUUCUGAGGUACAAACGGUGUUUUUGGUACAAUUGACUUUCCUCAGGAAUAACAUCAUCAAUCAUUUCACCUGUGAAAUUCUGGCUGUCAUGAAAGUGGCCUGUGCUGACAUCUCAGGCAAUGAGUUCAUCAUGCUUGUGGCCACAACAUUGUUCAUACUGACACCUUUGUUAUUAAUCGUUGUCUCUUACAUGUUAAUCAUUAUCAGCAUCUUCAAAAUUAGCUCUUCUGAGGGGAGAAGAAUUUCCUCUACUUGCUCAGCCCAUCUGACUGUGGUCAUAAUAUUCUAUGGGACCAUCCUCUUCAUGUACAUGAAGCCCAAGUCUAAAGAGACACUUAAUUCAGAUGACCUGGAUGCUACUGACAAAAUUAUAUCCAUGUUCUAUGGGGUGAUGACUCCCAUGAUGAAUCCUUUAAUCUACAGUCUUAGAAACAGGGAUGUGAAAGAGGCAGUAAAACAUCUACUGAACAGAAGGUUCUUUAGCAAGUGA
Molecule: messenger RNA, 954 nt
Organism: Nomascus leucogenys (northern white-cheeked gibbon)
Lineage: Eukaryota; Metazoa; Chordata; Mammalia; Primates; Hylobatidae
Product: olfactory receptor 13C2-like
Biological process (GO): G protein-coupled receptor signaling pathway
Cellular component (GO): membrane
Molecular function (GO): olfactory receptor activity; G protein-coupled receptor activity
Source: RefSeq, a predicted model, not a curated record